AUGUAUUUAAAAGUAUUUGCACUUUUACUACAAACAAGUUUGAUGUGGUACGCUUCAAUUGUCACUGUGACUACAACUUUUAAGCAUCCAUCACCAACAAACAAAACAUCAGAUUCAAAUAAGCAUGAAAUAAUUUCCAUUUCAUCAUCACUACGCCCUUUAUCAUUAUUCAUUGAAUUUCGAAAAUACUCUUAUACUCUCUUUAUUCUUGCCAAUAUGUAUUUUAUCUGCAUUGAACAAGUAUCAGAUAAUUGUCGCAUGAUAAAACCAGGGCGACUCUGCCAAUCACCAUAUGCUCAACAUCCGCCUUUUCCUCCGCUCUCUUCAUGGACGUUAUCUGAUCUAAUUUUCAUCUCACUCGGAAUUCUGGGUGGUUUAUUCAGUGUAUGGAGCCUCAAAACUCUUUCUUCAAAUAACCAACAGCCAACAACAACAGGAGAUCAUCAAUAUGGGUUUUAUUAUCUCCUACGAUAUCCUUUCUACUUGUUAUAUUCCGGGUCCGUUUUUCUGGAAGGGAGCAAACUGUAUUUGAUUUGGCGAUUGAUAAAGUGGAUGCCGAGAUGGUUUCAACGGGAAUAUGGAAUUUGGUUUAUAUGGGGUUUGCUGAUUGAAAGCUGGCUACUUGUUGCCGAGAUUUCUGUAAAAGUGAUGAUGAUUGAGAAAGAUGUUUUUCUUAAAGAGCUGAUUGGAGUUUCUAAAUCUCGCAGGCUAGUUGUUCCUUUAUCGGUAGAAAAAGAAGUUGAAUAUAAUUAUUUGCUGUGA
Molecule: messenger RNA, 762 nt
Organism: Ambispora gerdemannii
Lineage: Eukaryota; Fungi; Glomeromycota; Glomeromycetes; Archaeosporales; Ambisporaceae
Source: the annotation of a GenBank genome assembly